UCGGCCUCUCGCGCGCGCAAUGAGCGCCAGCGCGGAGGCUCGCGGGCCACGGCCGGGAGUCGGAGUCGGAGUCGUGGUGACCAGCAGCAGUCAUCCUCGUUGUGUCCUCCUAGGGAAGAGGAAAGGGGCGAUUGGAGCUGGACGUUUCCAACUUCCCGGGGGCCAUUUGGAGUUUGGUGAGAGUUGGGAAGAAUGUGCUCAAAGGGAAACCUUGGAAGAAGCUGCUCUUUACCUGAAAAAUGUUCGCUUUGCCUCAGUUGUGAAUUCUUUUGUUGAGAAAGAGAAUUACCAUUAUGUCACUAUAUUAAUGAAAGGAGAGGUGGACAUGACUCAUGAUUCAGAACCAAAGAAUGUAGAACCUGAAAAAAAUGAAAGUUGGGAAUGGGUUCCUUGGGAAGAAUUUCCUCCACUAGACCAACUUUUCUGGGCACUACGAGGUUUAAAGGAACAAGGCUAUGAUCCAUUUAAAGAAGAUUUGAACCAUCUGGUAGGAUACAAAGGCAGUCAUCUCUAGGUGACCAAGAAGAUUUCUUGAUAUUUUUAAAAGACAGUAAUAACAUCUGGCUAGGGAUUGAAAAAUAUCUACGUUUCACAAUUCCAUUUUAUGUAAAAAGUUCUUUAUGAUUUAUCUGUUGCCUCUUAGUAUACUCACCACCUUUUCAGUCAGUACUGAAAUAUGUCCCUGAAUUGUAUUACAGACACAGAGGAGACGAUUGUGACAUUGUGGUUAACCUCCUUUCCAUGUUUAUCUCUGAUGUUUACUGUGCAGUUUGUCAUUACCGGUUUGUAUGGGUAGGGAUAAUAGAAUUUGCCUUCAUGUUUCACUUCAAACAUAGAUGCUAAUUCAAAUAAUAUAAUUCAAAUUUAAAGACAGUAUGUCUGAUGCAGAAUUUGUUGUGUUUGUUAAUUUACCUCUUUUUUAAAAAAAUUGAGAGGGGGGUGUUAAUACAUUGUGGCAGUCUUUGCAAGUAGAGGGAACAGAAUAGGCCAUUAGGGUCUGUUUUCUAGCUUUCUGAUGAGCACCUAAGCCAAGAGAAGUGAGACAAACCAUCUAUGGCCUGUAUCCUACCGUUACUAGGUCAUGUGAUUUUGGUUUUCUCACUUACUCUGAGAUCUAGCGUCCUAAAUGUAUAAUGAGGAGACUGACUAAAGCAGUGGUUCUCACUGUGUGGUCUGGGGGAGGGAGUCCUUAAGAGCCUUUCAGAGGUACUCAGGAUCAAAGCUGUUUAUAAUUCUGAGGUUUAAUUUAUCUUUUUCACUUUCACCCUUUCCUGAGUGUGCAGUUUUCAGAGGCUGCCUGAUGUGUGAUACUAUAACAGACUGAAAGCAGAAGCAGCUGUGAGAACCCAGCUGUAUUCCAUUAAGUCAAAUAUUAAAGAGAUUUGCAAAAAAC
Molecule: messenger RNA, 1393 nt
Organism: Otolemur garnettii (small-eared galago)
Lineage: Eukaryota; Metazoa; Chordata; Mammalia; Primates; Galagidae
Gene: NUDT15
Product: nudix hydrolase 15
Exons: 3
Coding region: 20-514 (164 amino acids)
Biological process (GO): dGTP catabolic process
Cellular component (GO): cytosol
Molecular function (GO): 8-oxo-7,8-dihydrodeoxyguanosine triphosphate pyrophosphatase activity
Source: RefSeq, a predicted model, not a curated record